GGGGGGCGGGGAGGAGGUCCCCUCAGCGCAGUUAAAAUGAAACUCUAGUGGUUGGAGCCAGGGCAGAGCGUGAAGGGAGCCGGCGCGGUCUGGGUUGCCUUUACCACUCGGGCACAGUCGAGCUGACUGGACUCUCCAAGGGGUCGCCAUCCCGAAGCUGAGGAAGCUUGGGUCCCCAGCCUGACGCCAACAGAGCCCGAGUCCCAGUCCCAGAGGGAAUCGCUCUCUGCAGACCAGUGGGACCCCGAAACUUGAACGCAGCACCCCCUUUUCAAGCCUUUGUCACUUCCCUAGCUUUCUCCCAACGCGUUUUUUUUUUUCCCCCCUUCCUCUCCGUUCUCUCCUCUCCUAAGGACACAAAAGUGGCUUCCGCUGAAAGAUUAGGAGGCGGUGGGAGCUCUUCCCUUUUGGAGAGCGAUUGUGUAGGGAGGAUUUUCGGGAAGCUGCUUUUUAACACCACCGCUCUUUGCUUUCUGAGCUUCCCUGUCACCCUCUGAGGUAAAAACCCCGUAACUUGAAAGUUCGGGGCAUUUUGUUGGGUGCUUUAGGAGGAGAGAAGGGGAGGACCUUGUCCUCAUCCCACUAGUUUGGCUGGACUUGUACUGGCCGUUGGAAACCCCCCAAGUACAUUUCCGUGUGGAACUUUUGCAAAUAUAUAUUUAGAUUUUUAAAUAUCAGAUAAAAGAUAUAUAUGCUUUUUAUAUAUUUCCUGACGACCUGCCCGUGACAGCGCGAUGUACAAUACGGUGUGGAAUAUGGACCGCGAUGACGCAGACUGGAGGGAGGUGAUGAUGCCCUAUUCGACAGAACUGAUAUUUUAUAUUGAAAUGGAUCCUCCAGCUCUUCCACCAAAGCCACCUAAGCCAAUGACUUCAGCGGUUACAAAUGGAAUGAAGGACAGUUUCGUUUCUCUUCAAGAUGCAGAGUGGUACUGGGGAGAUAUUUCCAGGGAAGAGGUAAAUGACAAAUUGCGCGACAUGCCAGAUGGCACCUUCUUAGUUCGUGAUGCCUCAACAAAAAUGCAGGGGGACUAUACAUUGACUUUGAGGAAGGGAGGAAAUAAUAAAUUAAUAAAGAUCUAUCACCGGGAUGGUAAAUACGGCUUUUCUGAGCCUCUGACGUUUAAUUCUGUGGUGGAGCUCAUUAACCACUAUCAUCACGAAUCUCUUGCUCAGUACAAUCCUAAACUCGAUGUGAAGCUGAUGUAUCCAGUAUCCAGAUACCAACAGGAUCAGUUGGUAAAAGAAGAUAACAUUGAUGCAGUAGGUAAAAACCUGCAAGAGUUCCACUCUCAGUAUCAGGAGAAGAGCAGAGAGUACGACAGGCUGUAUGAAGAGUACACCAGGACGUCACAGGAAAUACAAAUGAAGAGGACUGCUAUUGAAGCCUUUAAUGAAACAAUUAAAAUAUUUGAGGAGCAGUGUCAUACUCAAGAACAACACAGUAAAGACUAUAUUGAGCGGUUUCGCAGAGAGGGGAAUGAGAAAGAGAUUGAGCGAAUUAUGAUGAAUUAUGAUAAAUUGAAAUUACGUCUUGGUGAGAUUCAUGAUAGCAAAGUGCGUCUUGAGCAGGACUUGAAGAAACAAGCUUUGGACAACCGGGAAAUAGAUAAAAAAAUGAAUAGCAUCAAACCUGACCUGAUCCAGCUGCGUAAGAUCCGGGAUCAGCAUCUUGUAUGGCUCAAUCACAGAGGAGUGAGGCAGAGGCGCCUGAAUGCCUGGCUGGGGAUCAAGAAUGAGGACUUGGAUGAUGCAGACGGGGAAGUGAAGCACUGUGUCAUCUACAGCACUGCUCGAGGAUAUGGCUUUGCAGAGCCCUACAACCUGUACAGCUCACUGAAGGAGCUGGUGCUCCAUUACCAGCAGACAUCCUUGGUUCAGCACAAUGACUCCCUCAACGUCAGGCUCGCUUACCCUGUCCAUGCACAGAUGCCUUCGCUCUGCAGAUAAGCAGAGUGCAAGAGACAUGCUCUCUAGCAGUUUUUUUCCUAUGGUUUUUAUUAGACUACGAUGAGGGCAUUCUUUCAACGUAGACUGCUUGUUUUGCACAAGUGAUUCUGUGAAUGUGAAAUGGAGAGGCCAAGCAGUAGCUUGGAUUUGGAGAGAGAUGAGGGGCCCAGGGUCUCUGGACUCAGCUGUGCUGCUGCACUGAUGGACUAAGCUGGAAGCAGAUAUUGGUUUCAUGGGGUUUGGUUUUGUUGUCAGGCACCUUUAAAGGAACAGUGAAGACUUGUUGUGGGUUGGGGUGGGGGGUUUUAUUUGGAGGCCUCUGAAGAGUCCAUGUCCUCUUGUCCUCAACUCUGAGAAUGCAGUAGGUCACGGUUCUGCUGGGAGUUGUUUUGCUUUGAUAGUCUCUCCCCCUUCCCCCCAAAUAAGGAGCCAAUUUUGGCUCUGUGGUAAAAUGGGAUUUGGUGUGUGGGGUAAACAACCAAAGGAAAAUAGGGAGGUGUGGGAUUACACUUACCAGAGGCAAAAGAGCCCUUCAGUUGAUGUCACUUCAAUUUUACCAACGUAAUGUAGGCUUCAGCAUCUUAACCAACUCCUUCUCUAAUGUACUAUGUUCAUAAACCAACAGAGCAGCAUUGCCAGACCAAGGUCUAAGGGGAGGACAGUAGUAGCUGAAUGUACACUUCUGUACCAAAACUUGAAAGAAGACUAGAAAUGUGAGUUUCAACAAACACUAAAAUUGGUCAGUGUGUUUCCUUUUGCCCUGGCCUUGUUUCUCAGAUGAGGAAUAGAAUUAUUUUGUGGAGAUAGUAAGCUUUGAGUCAUAAUGAAGUUGGUGCUUGUGUGGUGUUUCUUUAGACUAAAGAAAGAUGUUUGAAAUCCUUGUAAGUUGUUUUAUGAGUAAAGAAAAGGUGCAAUCCAGUGCUUUUAGAUGGCUUGUUAUACCAAAUAAUGAUAGAGAACAACAUUAUUUUGUGCUUCCUCAAGUUUAAAAGCCUUGCCAAAACUAUACAAGGAUUAAUUUGCCUUCAUCUCCCCUUCCUUUUCUGGAUAGGGUUUAGGGAGCCAUAGGUAAAGAGGGACUCGAGUUUGUGGUAAGAGACCUCAGUAAAUCACAGGCACAUGGGCCCUGGUGUCCACAGUGAAGGGUCCAUCACGUUACGUUAUUCCAUACUGUGGUUGAAGCUUUUGCCAGAAGAGGGAUAGCAUGGAGUUCUAUCUGGGAAAAGAAUCCACAAGCUUUCCUAUUUGCUUUUUUUUUUUUUUUUUUUUUUUUUUUUUUUUUUUUUUUUUUUUUUUUGUGAGCCUAUUGUUAAGGCAGUGUGUACAGCCUGCUCUCAUGCUUCCAUGGCUAUGAUUUUAGUCCAUGAAUCUGUUCCAUGUGGUUUAAGCCUUCCAGCUAAGUGAAGAGGAGAGGGCAGGCAUCUAUUUAUGGCUUCACACUCAUUUAAGAGUCCAGCUGCUUCAUAGUCAAUCCUGGAGCCAUAACAGGCUCAGUAUGACUCAGCUGCUUGAGCCCAGUGAUGUGCAGUUGGGCACUCUAGAUAAGCAGCCUGUACCUGGGUCUUGGCUCAUAAGGCUUACAAUCAGGGUAGAUGAAGUUUGGUGGCCAAAAUAAAGAUGAAUAUGACUUUCCCUGAGCACUUCCUGUGGUGACAGUGUCUAGAAUGAACCACAGUAGAUAGGUCAAAAGUUUUGGAUAAUUGUUGUCACAGUUGAGGAUAGGGUAUGUCACUGACGGCUUUUUCUAGUUCAUGCUCUAGUAUGAAAUGAGAGGAAAAACUACCCUCAGCCACUGUUUAAGGCCUCGCCCUUUUCAAAAUUGCCAGCUUGAAAUCUUGUUCAGUUUACCAAGUAAUGCCAGGCUAUUUGUUGAUUGGCAUACCUAUGUGACUUUGUACUGAUGUUUAACUUGCUGAAGCAGUUAUAUGCUCAAGAUUGGGUGUGAGGAAUCCCUCUGAUCCAGCACUAAAAUUUUAGUAUGUCCUGAAUGCUUUUUAAAAAAUUCUCUUCCACGUAAAUCAAAAUGGUAAAAUAUAAAGCUUUAGUGUUGGAUAAUGUCUUUACUUUGUAGGCAGACCCAGAAGCUGUGCAGAAAGCUGCACUUUAGCAUCUACGCCUGCUGUGGACUGUGGAGAAAGGCUUUUUUUCAGUCCUAGAUUCCCUCCCUUUGAUCCCACUUCCACUUUGUGGGAUCUGAGACCAGGGAUCAUUUAAUAAAUUGGAAGCUAUCUUUUUCUGACAGGUUACUACAUGAUUUAUCUGAUUCUGAGCUAUGGAAAUGGCAUAACAGUGGCCCUGCUGUCUGAGGGAAGCAGGUAUUGAUUGGCCUUCUUCCCAAGGCUAGCUCAAAGUUCUGUCCCAUGAUCUAGGCCCUGUCUGGGACUAUCUCUUUUGGCAUCUUAACUGCAGUCUCACUGACUAAAGCAGAGAGUAGAGACAGAUUAAGCCAUAGGGGCAGAUCAGCCAGCCCCCAACAGGAAAGUAGUUUUGGGUCAGCUAGAUAUAUUUUUAAAAAACAAACAAACAAACAAAACAAGGCUGUUUGCACCUGGCGUAGUUGAGCAUAGGUAGGUUAUGUUCUUGUUACUGCUCCAGCAAUAGAUGAAGACAUCCUACAGCUCCACCCUAAGACAUAAGAUCUCCACAUUUACUUCAGACUCCUCAAACCUGUAUGGCAUCUUCCCUGUGUCCCUUCUCUGCAAGGGACCAGCUCACCCAUUCUCCUGAACUUCUGAGGUAUCUGAGCAGUUUCUGAUUCCUAGGAUGAUCUCUACUGCCAGUUAGAUCUUUGUGAGGCUUCCAUGACAUCAUGAAUCAGAGGGCCAUUCUUGGUCCUUUGCCGCCAACGGCUCCUUUUUGACUUAGCUCUAGCCAUUUGUGACAACCACCCUUGUUUCCUUACAAAUCCUCGCAUGUAACUUUGGUAAUCUUGUUUCUUGUGAAGAAUCUAUUCUGUUGUCUUUGAUGUAAUAAAAAAAUUCAUGUAGUUCAUGUAAAAAUAACUGACUCAGAAGGAAGCCAACUGUGUCUCGUGUUGGAACAAUUCAUAAUGUAAUUUCUAGACCGCUUUUGCAAAUUGUUCUUGUGACCAAAUGUGUUCACACAUUGCUGUGCAGUUGGGGGAGGGGUGGGGAGGUAAGGUGAGGACGUUGUUGGGGCUUUUUCUCUUUUUAACCUUCUCCAAGACUUGGAAGGGUUGGCCGACUCGCUCCAGAUGCAAUAAAGGCAUUGCAGUGAA
This is a messenger RNA of Mastomys coucha (southern multimammate mouse), 5187 nucleotides long. RefSeq names its product phosphoinositide-3-kinase regulatory subunit 3 (gene Pik3r3). Gene Ontology annotation, biological process: phosphatidylinositol phosphate biosynthetic process; insulin receptor signaling pathway. The record is from RefSeq and is a predicted model, not a curated record. Gene Ontology annotation, molecular function: 1-phosphatidylinositol-3-kinase regulator activity. Gene Ontology annotation, cellular component: phosphatidylinositol 3-kinase complex. The coding region runs from base 735 to 1949 and encodes 404 amino acids. The transcript is spliced from 9 exons. NCBI's taxonomy places the organism in Eukaryota, Metazoa, Chordata, Mammalia, Rodentia, Muridae.